Molecule: messenger RNA, 2110 nt
Organism: Anoplopoma fimbria (sablefish)
Lineage: Eukaryota; Metazoa; Chordata; Actinopteri; Perciformes; Anoplopomatidae
Gene: arl4ab
Product: ADP-ribosylation factor-like 4ab
Exons: 2
Coding region: 185-790 (201 amino acids)
Biological process (GO): intracellular protein transport; vesicle-mediated transport
Cellular component (GO): cytoplasm
Molecular function (GO): GTP binding; GTPase activity
Source: RefSeq, a predicted model, not a curated record
GCCUCUGAGGAAUGGAGGGAGUCCUCCCAGCAGAGCGGCUCAGUGGGUCUGAACAUAUGAGAGCACACUUUCAGCUUCUGGUUGGACUAACGUUAUCACUGGUUGAGAAAGGCUCCUCCUGAAGUCCCAAGGAAUAAAAGCAGCCUGGUAAACAUUUGGUGAGGACUUAUCUUGCUCUACCAAGAUGGGGAACGGGUCAUCAGAUCAUCACUCCCUCUUCCCCUGCCUGCCGUCCUUCCAGGCUCUCCACAUUGUCAUUCUAGGACUGGACUGUGCAGGCAAGACCACUGUACUGUACCGCCUGCGUUUCAAUGAGUUUGUGAACACUGUCCCAACUAAAGGUUUUAACACAGAGAAGAUCAAGGUGUCACUUGGAGGUCGCCGACGGACAGCGUCCUUCCACUUCUGGGAUGUGGGCGGUCAGGAGAAGCUGCGUCCUUUGUGGCGCUCUUACACACGUUGUGCUGAUGGCAUCGUCUUCGUGGUGGACUCUGUAGAUGCUGAGCGCAUCGAGGAGGCCAAGACAGAGCUGCACAAGAUCACACGGCUGACAGAGAACCAGGGAGUGCCUGUUCUGGUGGUGGCUAACAAACAGGACCUGAGGAACUCACUCAGCAUGGCUGAGAUGGAGAGCAUGUUGGCCUUAGGUGAGCUCAGCCCGGCCACAGCCUGGCACCUUCUGCCGGCUUGUGCAAUCAUUGGUGAGGGACUGCAGGAAGGUCUCGAGAAGCUGCAUGCCAUGAUCAUGAAGAGGAGAAAGAUGCUGCGGCAGCAGAAGAAGAAGAGAUGAUGUGCUUACAAUGGGAACUAUAAAAUGUGAGAAUGAUCUAAAGCUACAUCAGAACUACUGUGAGCUGUGAACAAUCUGCUGGUCCAUAGUAAACUGUAAUUCGGCUUCCCUUUGAAGUCUGAUUGGCUUAGUUUGAUCCUUGCAGUGUAACAGUUUGUUCAGGUCGGCCAGUGUUGGGCUCCCAGAGAGGACUGUGGGAUUGAUUUGGCCCCGUGGACUUUGGAUGCCUACAAUCUUGUCAGCAACAAGUCAUUCAUCAAGGAAGCCCAGUAUUAUGCUAUACUAUGAAGUUUACACUGAACUCUUUAAAGUGAACAAUGAGCUCUGACUCCUCUGAUUUAUGUUUCUUGUUCAAAUUUGUUGCUACCAAAGCUUGUUUUAGAGCUAUUUGAUAAAUGCUGCAUUUGUCAGUAAAGUAUUUUGUAUCCAUGUUGCACAAUGGGGGGGGGGGGGGUUGGUCAAAACGUUUACAUAAAGAGUAAUAUUCUCUAAAAAAGGGAUGUACAAUGACCCUAAACAUGUGAACACUGUUAUUUAGUGUCACAGACACAGGUAGAAUCCAUUUAAAACAUUACAUUUAGUUGUCAAACCUUCUGGAUAACAAAGGGCGAGGGCGUCUUUCUAGCACCAUCACAGUAGCUUCAAAAGAGCAGAAUGCAGUGCCGGCCAUGGCUCAUUGUUCCUCUGUGCCAGAUUUGGAUCUUUUUAGCAGUAAAUAAUGCACAACCUCUGCUUCACUUGCUUCUCUGUAACUUGCAUGUACAGAUCAUACAACAAUUAAUAAUGAAAAGCAUCAGUCAAAUUUAACACAAUGUAAUAAUCUUAAAUGUAUUAUAAUUUAUAUCUGAAUAUAAAUUAAUGCUAUACCAAUGAAUCUGCCUGGGUGAGUAUAUAUUUGCUGAUUAUAGCUAAUUGCAGAUAUGUCAGUGUUAAUGUAUUUCUUGGCUCUUAAGUAACGAAUUAUGUCAGGACAGAAAUGCUAAAGAUAUGAUUGAGGUAACUUAGGGAAAACGUAAAAUGUUUGAUAUGAAGUGACAAUCAUCUAUAUGAUAUAUAGAGGGGGUUACCCAAACUUAGAUGCUUGUUUUUUGAGAGAUAACUCAACAACUAACGUUUGGUUAAGGUAUGGUAGCUUGCUAGUACAGCUGGUUAUGAUUUGAAAAUGUUAUGUACUAGUGCCAAUACAAUAACUUCAGUUUCUGUUAUCAAAAUUAUCCUUUUUCAAUACCUUACCUAAAGGACUACAAACAUGGUGUCCUACAAAAACCUUGUUCAUUUAACAGAUUACACCAACCCGCUCAAAUGUUAAAAAGUCUAAAA